Molecule: messenger RNA, 2072 nt
Organism: Mobula hypostoma (lesser devil ray)
Lineage: Eukaryota; Metazoa; Chordata; Chondrichthyes; Myliobatiformes; Myliobatidae
Product: zinc-binding protein A33-like
Exons: 6
Coding region: 42-1298 (418 amino acids)
Biological process (GO): protein ubiquitination
Cellular component (GO): cytoplasm
Molecular function (GO): protein binding; ubiquitin protein ligase activity; metal ion binding
Source: RefSeq, a predicted model, not a curated record
GAAGAAGGCGGAAGUGGCGUUUCGAUCUCUUGGCCGGGACGAUGGAGGCGGUGGCGGACGAGCUGACCUGCUGUAUUUGUUGCGAGAUAUUCCAGGAGCCUGUGAUGCUGGACUGCAUGCACCACUUCUGCAGGAAAUGCAUCGUGCGCUGCUGGAAGGGGCCGCCGCCCGUCUCUUGUCCGCAGUGUCGCCGCCAGUUCAGCGGCAAAAGUUUCCGACCCAACUACCUGGUGGCUGGGGUAGUGGAGAGGGUGAGGGGGGCGAGUACACAGGACUACCGGCUCCGACUGCAGAAACAGCUGAACGAGGUGUUGAAGAAUCACCGUGAGCAGGCGGACAAGUUUGUGAAGAUGAUGAAAAGGGACAGGGAUCGGAUCUCCGGGAUUAAGACCCAGUCGGCGGAUCUGGAGCGCAGGGUGAAGGCGGACUUUGAGAAGAUGCACCAGUCGUUGCGACGGGAGGAGGAGACGUUGUUGGCGCAGCUGCAACAGGACACGGAUGCUGCCCUGGACAAGGUGGGCACGCACGUCCAGCAGCUGCAGGCGGCAGUGGAUGAGUUGCAGCAUCUCAUCAGCAGCACCCAUGGGUGCCUGGAGCAGCUGAAGACCACAGUGCUGGUUGAGACCCGGGGUCUGGUCGCCAGUGUGCAGGUUGGGAGUGAGCCUGACGUGAGUGACAGUUUGUGCGCUACCCGCUACACCGGACCCCUCGAGCACAUCAUUUGGAAGAAACUACACCGGGCCCUGGAGCCGGCCCCUGCUCAGUUGACCUUCGACCCUGCCACAGCACACCCAAGCCUGGUGCUCUCAGAUGACCUGACCAGCGUGUGGGAGGUCGGCGAGCAGCGCGAGGUGCCCAACAAUCCCGAGCGCUUUGAUAAGUGCGUCAACGUGCUGGCGGCCCAGGGCUUCACCUCCGGGAGACAUUACUGGGAGGUGGGUGUUGGCGGGAAGACCAAGUGGGACCUGGGGGUGGCCAACGAGUCUGUCGACCGCAAGUCGGUGGUCAAGGCAAAUCCGGCCAAUGGCUACUGGACGCUCCGCCUGAGGGACGGCGACCAGUUCUGGGCGGGCACCUUACCCUGGAGGCGAUUGCCCAUCCCGAAGAAGCCGAGGAGGAUCGGGCUGUUCCUGGACUACGAAGAUGGCUGCCUUUCUUUCUACAACGCUGACGACAUGUCCCACAUGCUGACGUUCCGUCAGAACUUCACGCAGAAGGUCAUCCCCUUCUUCAGCACCUGCUUCAGUGAGGGGGGUCUCAACUCCGAGCCCCUCCAACUCCUCCAUUCCAACCUCUAGUGGCAGAAGGUUACCCGCCCUGCCCUGGCCUGAUGGGGUGGUGGGGCAGAUCCCGUUCUCCAUUAACACCACCCUGAUCUCCUCCCCUUUCCCUACCCCACUCACUUCCAACUCUCCUCAGCUCUCCGGUUCCUCCCUCUCUCGCCCCUACCAGUGCUGCUAAAUCGCCACCCCACCCCCAAAACCACUGCAACUCUCUUCAGCUCUUCUCCCCCACCCCUCCCCUCCCUUCCUUCCCCAUACCACUGGUGCCAAUUCCCCUCAGCUCUCCCCUCCCUGUGGAUGUCCCACAACUCCCCCCCCCAACUCUUUAGCACACGUGUCCCAGUGUGGAGGGGGUGAGGUGAACAAGGCACAGAUACAGUGACCAGGUCGAUGAGCCUGGAAUGGGGCAGCAGCCAGAUGGGGGAUCCCCGAGACCAUAUCCUUCAGUUUAUCAGAAUCCCGACAUUUCAAAUUAUACAUUUUAUUCUAUUUUAUGCUCUAAUCUGUGAUUUUUGCCACCUUCAAUCUGUAACAAAGCAAAUGCUGGAUUUUUGAUUACUUUGCACCUUAAGCAGGAGAAAUCUCUUGCCAGUUUGGAGGCCAAUCGGCCCUCUGUGUGUAGGACCGCCCGUUUGCUGGUGGUGUUACUGUGACUCCUGUCUGUCGGCUCUGCACCAUGUCUGUGACGCCAGCAGAGGGCAGCAGUGCCCACUGAAGGCAAGAAUUUCAAAUGAAGAACUGAUUGUUGCUUCAAGCUCAAAAUAUAUUAUUAAAAGUCAAAUUAAUCCA